This is a messenger RNA of Morus notabilis, 789 nucleotides long. RefSeq lists its product as uncharacterized. The transcript has 2 exons. The record is from RefSeq and is a predicted model, not a curated record. The coding region runs from base 1 to 789 and encodes 262 amino acids. Lineage: Eukaryota; Viridiplantae; Streptophyta; Magnoliopsida; Rosales; Moraceae.
AUGGCUCGCGGUGGUAACAAUAACACCGCCACCAAUCCUCCUGCCACCAAUAACAAUCAUUUUCUGCCGUUGACUCCGGCUCCAGAUCUUUCUUCUAUCGAUGGUGCUAAUAGCCCUUUUUUUCUUCAUACUGGCGACCAUCCUGGCCUCUCUCUCGUCUCCCACGCCCUAACUGGUCCAAAUUACAAUACCUGGAAUCGUGCCAUGCUCAUGGCUCUUAAUGCCAAAAAUAAACUUUGUUUUGUUGAUGGUUCCAUUCCGCAACCUCCUGUUACAGAUCCUCUUGCCGGAAUCUGGUCAUGCUGCAACAAUAUGGUUACUUCGUGGCUUCUUAAUGCUGUUUCCAAGGAAAUCGCCGAUAGCCUUCUCUAUUUGGACAGUGCUCAUGCUGUUUGGACAGAUCUGCAAGAACGCUUUCGCCAGAGCAACGCUCCUCGUGUUUUUCAAAUUAAACAAAUGCGCGGCCAAAUCUUAAUGCUGGAACCAUUACCUUAUGUCGCAAAGGUGUUUAACCUUGUGGUUCAGGAGGAGAGACAAUGCUCCAUCGUCUCUGUUUCACCUGCUCCCUCAAAUUCCUUGGCCUUUAGCACCGUGUCUUCUCAGCCCGCGCUUCUUCCGACUCCGUCUCCUCCGGCGUCAGUGGCGGCAGCAUGGUCGGCGUCCUCUCAGCCCAAAUCUCGUCGUGAGAGACCUGUAUGUACUCAUUGUGGUCUUAGUGGGCACUCUGUGGACCGCUGUUACAAGCUUCAUGGAUUCCCACCUGGCUACAGGCCCAAGCCCAAACCUUAG